Messenger RNA from Malaya genurostris, 2688 nucleotides. RefSeq lists its product as uncharacterized. NCBI's taxonomy places the organism in Eukaryota, Metazoa, Arthropoda, Insecta, Diptera, Culicidae. The transcript has a single exon. Bases 1 to 2688 code for a protein of 895 amino acids. Gene Ontology annotation, molecular function: zinc ion binding; nucleic acid binding. The record is from RefSeq and is a predicted model, not a curated record.
AUGCUUAAUCAAGGACAACCAUCUGUAGCACUAUUAACGGUUAUGCAGCACAAAUUAUCUGCUGCUUAUCAGGAAUACAAUAGUUUUCACAGCAAAGUAAUGGCGCUCAUUUCAGAUACGGCCAUCGAUCGACAGGCGCAAGUAUAUCAAGAAUUCGAGGAUCUCUUUGAUCUCGUAUCAACUAAUGUGGAGGAAUUAUUAUUGGUGGCGAAGGACCGAUCAACUACGGCAACUAAUACAAGUCCCCAACUUAUCAUCCAACAACAACCCUUAAAAGCUCCUAUUCCAACAUUUGAUGGCAGCUACGCUGCUUGGCCAAAGUUCAAGGCCAUAUUUUUGGAUAUAAUGGCAAACUCAGGAGAUACAGAUGCUAUGAAACUAUAUCAUCUCGAGAAGGCUCUAGUCGGGGAAGCUGCCGGAGUCCUUGAUGCGAAGGUGUUAAGUGAUGGAAACUAUCAGCAUGCUUGGUCCAUUCUCAACGAGCGAUUCGAAAAUAUACGUGUAAUCGUUGAAAACCACUUCCAAAGUUUAUUAUCGCUCAAGGUAAUGACAUCUGAAUCACAUAAAGAGUUGCGAUCAUUGGUGAACGAUGUUACCCGCCAUGUAGAGAGCUUACGUUAUCUUAAGCAGGAAAUUUCUGGAGUGUCUGAACACAUGAUCGUGUUCUUGAUUGCAAAUUCCCUUGAUAAGUCAACACGAAAAGCCUGGGAGUCAACACAAAGAAAAGGCGAACUUCCAAAAUACGAACCAACUAUUAACUUUCUAAUGUCCCGAGCCCAAAUUCUGGAAAAUUGUGAUAUUGCGUUCCAGCUGCAAGCCCCAUCGAUGAGCAAGCCCAAGCUAACCACUUUGAUUCCGAGAGUAAUUCAGAAAAGCCAUGCAGCCGCAGCUAAUUCAACGACAUUUGAAACAAUUUGCGAUUUUUGCGGUGAAUCCCAUCGAAACUUUCAGUGCUCAAUAUUUUUAAAUUUAUCUACCACACAAAAGAGAGAGAAGGUACGAUCUGCUGGACUUUGUUACAAUUGCCUACGAAAAGGUCAUAUCACCAGAACGUGUUCUUCUCCGAAAUCAUGUCGCAAGUGUGAAGCCCGCCAUCACACUUUGUUGCAUGAAGAUGUAGCCGUAGUGUCUGAACGAGAAUUCCAACCUGAGUCAUCAGUGAUAACCAAUGCAUCCAUGUUGCAGCCGGUGCCCUCCGAUGAAACGAAGAUUCCUGAUCCAGUAAACAACCAAGUGUUCACAUCCUGUUCAAGUUACUUUACUAGCAACACAAGGACAGUUCUGCUGCUUACCGCUGUAGUAGAAGCUUUUGACACGACUGGCCAACUUCAUUCAUGUCGCGUUCUUCUCGAUAGCGGCUCCCAAGUCAACUUUAUUACAGAACAAAUGACCAAUAGGUUAGGUCUCAAGAAGCAUCGCGUCAACAUUCCCAUAACUGGCAUAAAUGAGUUGCGAAGCCACGCCCGUGAUAAAGUCCUGGUAAAGUUUCGAUCCAGGGUAUCGAAAUUCUCCUGUUCCUUAGAGUGCCUGGUCACACCCAAAGUGACUGGAAAAAUCCCGAACACCAAGAUCAACGUUAGUGAUUGGUGUAUUCCUGAUGGAGUUGUCCUGGCCGAUCCGGCAUUCCACACACCUGAUAAGAUGGAUAUGCUAAUUGGAGGAGAGCUAUUUUUCGACAUUAUGAAGGCGAAAAGCAUGGCUUUAGCUGAUAAUCUGCCGCAGUUGAGAAAAACAUACCUAGGAUGGAUCGUUGCUGGUGUCUUCAAAGAACCACACGCCACUCAUAUACAACCUCAGUAUUCCAACGUAGUUUCCAUCGAAGAAGUCGAAACAAUGAUGCAACAGUUUUGGAAAAUCGAGGAAUUGCCCUACAUUCCCAAAUUAUCCGUAGAUGAAAUUGCCUGCAAAUCUCACUUCCUUUCCACAUAUAAACGUAAUACGAUAGGCAGGUUCGUGGUUCAACAGCCAUUCAAAGAGUCCCUUACCAUGUUAGAUGAUUGUCGAGAUGUAGCACUAAAGAGGUUCCUGAUGUUAGAAAAAAGAUUGUUGCGCAAUCCUGAGCUCCAAACACAGUAUAUUGAAUUUAUAAGAGAGUAUGAACUACUUGGUCAUUGUCAUCAGGUUAUUGAAGCAGAUGAUCCAUCCAACCAACAGAAUUUUUACAUGCCGCAUCAUGCCGUUUUGCGACCUUUCAACUCAAGCACGAAAUGCCGCGUUGUGUUCGAUGCUAGCGCUAAAGCAUCCCCUUCCAAUUUGGCUUUAAAUGAUGUACUUCUCAUUGGACCUGUUGUACAAAGUGAUCUGUACUCAAUUAUGCUCCGCUUCCGAACUUUUAAGAUCGCAUUUACGGCAGAUAUUGCUAAGAUGUACCGGCAAAUUCUAAUGGUGCCUAAACAUCAACACUACCAGCGCAUAUUCUGGCGAGAAAAACCAUCUCAUCCGCUGCGGGUACUUGAACUUGACACGGUCACUUACGGUACAGCGCCGGCCCCCUACCAAGCAACACGAUGUCUUAUGCAGCUCGCAGAAGAAGAAAAGGAGGCCUACCCAAUUGCAGCAGAAAUCAUUAAAAACAAGGUAUAUAUGGACGAUAUAAUAGCGGGCGCUGAUACAGUCUCCGAGGCUAUCGAAGCUCAACAACAAUUGAAGCAGUUACUGGCUCGUGGUUGUUUCCCCAUUCAUAAGUAG